GCCGCAAAUAAAAUAUUUUUUCUAGAACAUUCUAUCACAAUCGUAUGGAGAUAGUGCCAUGAGUAUAAAUAAGAUGUUUCAUUGUGUUGGAGUCAGUCUCUUCCACUGCCAGCAAGAGAAAAACCAGCUCUGAAGAACAAAUACUAGUAUCUGUUAAAAAAAAAAAAUUGUGCCUUAACAAAAAAUAGAGAAAACCAAUAACAAAAAUACAAGAUCUACCUUUGAAUACUCUGAGGGCUAUAAAGAAGGCAAAAAUAGUCAAUUCCAAAUUCGGAGAAUCAGUUUUAUUGGAUUUAGAUACAGAAGUAGUGUUUUUACCGCAAAGAGUCACAAGUGUCUACAAACCAGUCAUUGAAGAAUUUGAAAAGGAAAAAUACGGAAUUAUAUUCAAGGGAUUAGUGGAUGUUGGAAAAAAUCAACGGCUAGCGUCAUUUGAAAUUGAGGAACUAUAGACGUGCCUAAGACACACACACAGAGAGAGAGAGAGAGGGAGGUGAGUACCAUGAAUAUUGUAAAAAAAUCUGAAAAUUUACUGCAAGUCAUUAAAAAUGUCAGAAAAAUAUUGUUUGAUAAGAUAACGGAUAGAGAUGUGGAAAUUUGGUUGAAUCGAUUGAAAAAACAAAUUAAAGUAUGUAAUUUGGCAAUUAAAAAAGGAGGACUGCAUGUAGGUACAAUUAGGAAAUUACAAACAUACAUAGGACAUUUCAAACAUUUUAAACAACUUAUUUCAAAUAGGAAUAUAGGUAUGGGGCUGAAUAAUAAACUGAAAAAUAGGGUUAAAUGGGAAAAUGUAGCUUCUGCAUUUACAAGCAGAAUUAAAACUGGACUUAUAGUAAAUUUAUAUCAUAAGGACUUAACGCAAUUUUUAAAUGAUUGUCAAAUAAUUUUUAAAAAUAAAAUAAGGGAAAUUUUUAGGAAAAAAUAUUCUGUUGUUAAAGUUUAUGUUUGUUUUUGUGGAGAGUUCAUUAAAAAAUCUGGUGAAAAUGAAAUUUCUAGUUUCCAUUAUUUUAUGACUAAAAAUUCUAUUAUCGAUGUAUCGACCGAUAUAGAGCGAUGGUUUUUCGAGAACGUCAAAGAUAAAAUUAAUUUUAAAUUAUCAGAAUUUCAAGAGAGGGACUCUGGUUUUGCAUUAAGUAAAAUUAUUUCUUUAGAAGUAAAUAUCAAUAAAUUUGAAAUUGGAAACGGCUCAUCUUAUAUUAAACUUCCAGAACCUAUUCAAAAAAAGCAAGGGUGCAUAAACAUUAAAAAUUCUGACCAAGCAUGUUUUUAUUGGUCAAUUGUUAGUGCUUUGUACCCAGCCAAAAAUCAUAAAGAACUCACUUCCUCAUAUCCAUAUUAUAGCACAGUCUUGAAUACACAAGACUUGGAAGCUCCGAUGCCCCUGCAUCAAAUUUCAAAGUUUGAAAAAUCUAAUAACAUUUCCGUCAAUGUCUAUGCCUUGGAUUUAAUUGAAAUAAAUAAUAAAAAACCAUUUUACAAAGUAUAUCCAGUAAGACUUGCUAAAUCAAUACACGAGAAACAUGUAAAUCUUUUAUUAAUUCAAAAUACAUAUUUUCCAAAGCUAAACGAUUAUGAAGCACCUCCUAUAGAUAAUGACAAUUCAGAAAUCACAUAUCACUACUGCUGGAUCAAAGAUUUGUCACGUUUAAUUAAUAGUCAGUUAAGUAAAACUACAUAUAAAAAAUUUAUUUGCAAUCGCUGCAUAAAUUAUUUCAGUAGUGAAAGUAAAUUGAAUGUCCACUUGAAAUUAUGCUCUGAAUUAAAUAAUUAUAAAAUGUCUUUUCCAAAAUAUGAAUCUGUUAGUUUUAGAAAUUAUAUAUACAAACAAACUACGCCUUUUGUAGUUUAUGCCGACUUUGAGUGCAUGCUAGAACAAUUUACAGAUAAAACACAGCUUCAUAAUAAGACAAAUAGAUAUCAAAAACAUAUAGCAUAUAGUGCUGGUUACUAUGUAAAAUGUAGCUACAACGAAGACUUUAGUUUUUUCAAGAGCUACAGAGGUAGAGAUUGCAUGGAUUGGUUUGCAAAUGAAUUAUCGAAUUUAGCUGAAAGUAUUAAAUCAGAAAUUAAAACUAUUACACCUAUGGAAGAAAAACCAGAUUUACGUGUGGCAACAAUGUGUCACAUAUGUGAAAAGGGUUUUUCCUCUACAGAUAUCAUUGUUAGAGAUCACGAUCAUUUUACGGGGAAGUUUAGAAAUUUUGCACAUCAAGCAUGCAAUUUAAAUUUCAAAAAACUGUUUGUUGUACCUACAGUUUUCCAUAACUUAAGUAACUACGAUAGCCAUUUCAUCAUUUCGGAAUUAAGUAAAAGAGGAAACAUCAGUUUACUCCCCAUAAAUAAAGAAAAAUACAUUUCAUUUACACUUAACGAUUCAGAUACAAAUAUAAAGUUUCGAUUCAUAGAUUCACUGAGGUUUUUGGGUGCUUCCUUGGAAGAAUUAGCUGCCACAUUGAAUGAUAAUGAUUUAAAAAUUUCCAAAAGAGAAUUUAGUAAUUUAAGUGUCGAACAAUUUUAAUUAAUAGCCAAAAAAGGGGUUUUCUGUUACGAUUUUAUAGAUAGUUGGGAAAAAUUAAAUACUUGUGAACUACCACCAAUAGAGGCAUUUUAUAAUAAAUUGGAGGAUAAAAACAUCAGUAUUGAGAAGUAUUCUCAUGCUCAUGCAGUGUGGAAAUCAUUUGAUAUUGAAAAUUUGGGUCAGUAUUCUGAUCUGUACUUAAAGACCGAUGUUUUACUUUUAUCAGAUGUUUUCGAACAAUUUCGAAGAAAAUGUUCAAUUACUUAUGGUUUAGACCCUGCAUGGUACUAUACAAUGCCUGGAUAUACUUGGGACUGUAUGUUGAAAUAUGUAGGAUGUAAAUUAGAGUUAUUGCAUGACGUAGACAUGAUCAUGUUUAUCGAGAAAGCAAUUCGAGGAGGAAUUUCGGUUUGUAGCAGUAGAUUAUCGAAUGCUAACAAUAAGUACAUGUCUGAAUAUGAUUCUACAAAACCCUCAAAGUACUUACUCUACCUGGACGUCAAUAAUUUAUACGGGUGGGCUAUGUGUGAACCAUUACCAUACGGAGGAUUUGAAUGGUUAGAUAAUGAAAAUUUUGAUGUUAUGUCUGUGGCAGAUAAUUCUUCCGUAGGAUAUAUAUUACAAGUAGACUUGGAGUAUCCACAUGAAUUACAUGAUCUUCACAGAGAUUUUCCAUUUGCUCCCGAACACCGCAAGCCUGUAGGCUCAAAUUAUUCCAAAUUAAUGACAACGCUUUAUUGUAAAAAAGAAUACACAGUUCACUAUCGUAAUUUAAAACAAAUGUUAGCCAACGGUUUGAAAAUUAAAAAGAUACAUAAAAUUCUGAAAUUCAAUCAAUCUGCAUGGCUGCGGACCUAUAUCGAACUAAAUACUCGUUUGAGGGCUGCAGCUACCAAUGACUUUGAGAAAAAUUUAUAUAAAUUGGCAAAUAAUGCUGUGUUUGGAAAGACGAUGGAAAAUAUACGGAAGCACCGAAUUGUAAAACUUGUUAAAACCUGGAAUGGUCGAUACGGCGCCAAAAAUUUGAUAUCUAGUGUUAGGUUUCAUAGUCGAACAGUUUUUAAUGAAAACCUAAUUGCAGUAGAACUCACUAAAUCAGAAUUGGUUUUCAAUAAGCCUCUUUAUGUUGGUAUGACAGUUUUGGAUUUGUCGAAGCUGUGUAUGUAUCAAUUCCAUUAUGAUUACAUGAUUCCGAAAUUGGGUAUUGAUAGAUGUAAAUUAAUGUACAUGGACACAGACAGUUUUGUGUAUGAGCUCAUCUGUGAUGAUGCAUAUGAGGAGGUACUAAAAGCUGAUUUAACAAAAUUCGAUACUUCAGAUUACCCCAUCAAUAAUAACUAUAAUAUUCCACAGGUGAAUAAAAAAGUUCUGGGAGUUAUGAAAGAUGAAAACAAAGGCCAAAUUAUGACUCAUUUUGCAGGCUUGAGGUCUAAAAUGUAUUCUUUUAAAGUUCAAUCAGGUGCAAUAGUAAAAAAGGCAAAAGGAGUUCGAUAUAAUGUAGUAAAAAACAAAAUAAAUUUUGAAGAUUAUGUAAACUGUUUAAAUGAUUUCAAAGAAAAAAAUAUUACUCAACGCUGUAUUAGGUCAUAUGCUCAUAACGUAUAUAGCAUAGAACAGACAAAAAUUGCGCUAAGUCCUCAUGACGAUAAAAGAUAUUUGAUUACCAAUAGUUAUGAUACGCUGCCGUGGGGUCAUUAUAGUAUUCCAGACUUACUCUCUUGUAGAUAAUGAACUCCUCAACAUUAAUGGAAUUAUGCAUCAUAAAAAUUUGUGAAACGAUAAAGUCAGCAGCCGAUUUCGCAGAGCAAUCCCCUCUUCCUCGGAAAUUGACCAAAAAAAUUGUGAAAAAAUUUCCUGUUUACAAAUGGAAUGUGAUGAUAAAAGAGGCUGAGAGUAAUCCAAAUUCUUCAUCUAUUGGAAUAGAAUAUAUUGACUAUAAUAAAGAAAUACCGUUAUAUUUAAGAAACACUAUAUUAAGUAAAACAAAUUGGGGAGAUAUGUUUGAAGAAUCUACCUACUGCGUAUGGUCUAGUGGAUAUUGGCUUCCACAAUAUCGUAUAAAUGUUUGUAAAUCAUGUUAUUUUGUAUUUAGAACGGUCCAUAAAUAUUUAAAAAAGAACAUUUUUGUUAAUUAUGAUCACUGUCAUGAAGUAUUUGAUGGUGACGAAAUUGUUGAAUGUGUAUAUCAAGAAAUGUCCUAUUGGUGUCAGAGUUGUUUUAACAAAGUCUUAUUCAUGAUAAAAUCACAUGAGUCCUGUAUUAAUAAUUUACAUGAGAUGCCUAGAAAUAAUCGUUUUGAUGAUUCUGAUGACAGUGACAUUGAUACUUUUGAGGCCGCUAUGCAGUAAAAACAAUAUUCAUGGAAUGUAUCUCUCUCUCUCUCUCUCUCUCUCAUAAAUGUAGAAUAUUGUCGUUUUCUUAUAAUAAAAUUAUAAUAAAAUUAUUUUUAAAAUUCUUGUGUUUUUUUUGUUAGUUUCCAAUAUAUCUUUAUGUAAUAGCAGUAAAACAAUAUUCAUGAAAUGUAUCUCUCUUGUCGUUGCGUCAAACGUCACAUCGUUACGUCAAACGUCACGUCGUUACGUCAAACGUCACGUCGUUAAGUCAAACGUCAAGUGCUGCGUCAAACGAUCAUCAAACGUAUCUACGUAUGAGAAUGUUCUCUUUCGUAAUAUGUCUUCAGAAGAGUACAGACGUCGAAUUGAAGAGUUUAUUAAUAGCAUUGGUGAAUUAAAGAAAGAUAUUGCUUUCUAUGGAGAUAAAAGUGAGGUUAUGAAACAAAUGCAGAAUCUUAGUUUAUUUGAUAAGAAAGUGACGUGGAGCAGUCUUCACUUGGUGCCUAAAGAAGAGGUCCAUCAGUUGGCCCGUAGACUGCCGCAAACUACUUAUCCGUUAAGACGUAUUCAACCUACACCAUGUUCAACAGAACAGAAGGGGAUAUAAAAAAUGAAAUUAAUUCUGUUUUUGCUAUGUCAUGUGUAAUAUUAGUGGCUGUAUUUGUUUUAAUUUUAAAAAUUAUUUUGAAAAUUGUAAAACGAAAAUUCCAAUCUUCAUGUAAUAUAAAAG
This is a messenger RNA of Diorhabda sublineata, 5581 nucleotides long. RefSeq lists its product as uncharacterized. NCBI's taxonomy places the organism in Eukaryota, Metazoa, Arthropoda, Insecta, Coleoptera, Chrysomelidae. The record is from RefSeq and is a predicted model, not a curated record. Bases 503 to 2518 code for a protein of 671 amino acids. The transcript is spliced from 2 exons.